AUGACAGCCGCACCCAAACGCCGCCUCGCGGCCCUCUCCGAGCAACUCGCCAACGGAAUCCCCAGCAAAGGCGAGUUCGAGAACGUGCCACGGAUCCGCACGGUCGCGCAGCCCUCGGUGGGCCAACGAGUGCAAGGAAAAGUCGUGAUUGUGACGGGGGCCAACAGCCCGAUCGGCAUCGGACGAGCGUCAGCGCACCAAUACGCCCAGAAUGGGGCCAAAGCCGUCUACAUCUGCGACUUCGACACCUCGUACCUCGAGGUGCACAAGCGGGAGCUCGCGGAGCUGUACCCGGAGGUCAAGAUCCACGCGGUCAAGGUCGACGUCGGCGAGGAAGAGCAGGUCAAGGCCGUGGUGGACGAUGCGAUGGCCACGUACGGCCGGCUCGACAUCAUGUUUGCCAACGCCGGCAUCGUCGGCGUGCCGAACACCUUUGAGCAUAUCACGCCCGAGGCGUUUAUGAAGACCAUGCGGGUGAAUUCUCUCGGUGUGUUUUUGUGCUUCAAGCAUGCCGCGCUGGCGAUGCAGAAGACCAGUGCUGAGAAGCAAUAUCCCGGCGGAAGCAUUUUGGGCACGGCAUCGGUGGCGGGACUCAGAUCGAAUGCCGGUGGGACGGAUUACUCGGCCAGCAAGGCUUCGGUGGUUUCGCUGGCGCAGACGAUGGCGUAUCAGCUAGCAGGAACGGGUGUCCGAGUCAAUGCUCUUUGCCCCGGGGUGAUCGAGACGGGCAUGACUAAACCGAUGUUCGACGCGGCACGAUCAAGAGGCACAGAACGAAAGAUUGGACAGUUGAAUCCGCUACAGCGCGGUGCUGUGGCAGAUGAGGUGGCUCGGGUUGCCUUGUUUCUCGGAAGUGACGAGUCAAGCUAUGUAAAUGGACAGGCUUGGGCUGUCUGUGGUGGGCUCAGCGCGGGCCAUCCCUUUGUCCCAGGGAAGAUAGCAUAG
Molecule: messenger RNA, 945 nt
Organism: Exophiala bonariae
Lineage: Eukaryota; Fungi; Ascomycota; Eurotiomycetes; Chaetothyriales; Herpotrichiellaceae
Exons: 1
Coding region: 1-945 (314 amino acids)
Molecular function (GO): oxidoreductase activity
Source: RefSeq, a predicted model, not a curated record